AGGAGUCACUUGUCAUCAAUAUAAGGGUCCCUCUUUGCCAGCUAAGGCUACAGGAAUAUUGGGAGGAGAGAACCUGACAGGGCCUGCACUCAGAAGAGAGCCCAGCCCAUUACACUUGCCUAGAGAGUCCAGCUGGCCUCAGUGGAAACUGAGAAGAAGACCAACGCAGAAAGAGGGAGAGAGGGAGGAAGAGAGAGAAGAUGCGGACCUUCAUCAUUCUUGCGUUCCUAGCUGUCCUGAUGGCAGCAGCUUUCUGCUAUGAGUCUCACGAGAGUAUGGAAUCACAUGAAUUUGCAAGUCCUUUCAUUAACAGAAGAAAUGCCUACAAUUUCAUGAGGACUCCGCCCAGAAGGAAUUCUGUUAUACAGGAAAGGAUCAGAGAACGCAACAAGACCCCCCAGGAACGUCAGCGGGAGAUCUGCGAGGACUACAAUCCCUGUGAGCGUUAUGCUCUGCGCCACGGCUAUGCUGCUGCCUACAGGCGUUUCUUUGGGCUGAGAAGGGGCUAGUGAAACAGGAAUCAGCUUGUCCAGGGCCUGGAGCCUGGGUUCUGUAUCUACAAAGAGUGACAACCUCUGAAAUGUAUUAAGUUGCUUGUCCAUUGUAUGUUAUUCCACCUGCUGCUUCAAUUCUUCUGUAGCCAAUGAUUCCUAGAUUCUGUGUUAAUUAGCACAAUGCUGAUGUAGUGGUGGCUGGACAGAGAAGGAUGUGGGUGUUUUAAGAAAUAAACAGCUGGUUUGAUACAGUUUGUUUAUAACUCAG
Molecule: messenger RNA, 762 nt
Organism: Gekko japonicus
Lineage: Eukaryota; Metazoa; Chordata; Lepidosauria; Squamata; Gekkonidae
Gene: MGP
Product: matrix Gla protein
Exons: 5
Coding region: 201-509 (102 amino acids)
Biological process (GO): regulation of bone mineralization
Cellular component (GO): extracellular region
Molecular function (GO): calcium ion binding
Source: RefSeq, a predicted model, not a curated record